AUGUUUGCAGGCGAACGAGAAGACGUUCAGAAGCGAACGUUCACAAAAUGGAUGAACAGUCGACUGGUUCGCGCCAACAAACAACCGAUCCAGAAUUUCGUAGAGGAUCUCAGAGAUGGGAUCGUCCUGAUGCAACUCCUAGAGAUCCUGACUGGGAAAAACCUGAACCCAGAGAGAGGUAGUAGUCGAGUUCACCAGUUGAACAACGUAGACCACAUCAUCAAGUUCAUGGAGAAACAUUAUAACAUCAAGCUGGUUAAUAUAAGUAGUGACGAUGUUGUUGAUGGAAAUCUCAAACUCAUUCUUGGGCUAGUCUGGAACAUUGUUCUACAUUGGCAGGUCUGUCUGUCUCUUUGUCUAAUCGUCUGUUUGUUUGUUGGUUUGUUUGUCUGUCUGCCUGUGUUUGUCUGUUGA
Messenger RNA from Helobdella robusta, 414 nucleotides. RefSeq lists its product as hypothetical. The coding region runs from base 1 to 414 and encodes 137 amino acids. Gene Ontology annotation, biological process: actin cytoskeleton organization. The transcript has 3 exons. Gene Ontology annotation, molecular function: actin filament binding. The record is from RefSeq and is a predicted model, not a curated record. NCBI's taxonomy places the organism in Eukaryota, Metazoa, Annelida, Clitellata, Rhynchobdellida, Glossiphoniidae. Gene Ontology annotation, cellular component: cortical actin cytoskeleton; cell junction; cell projection.